AUGAUUCCCCAGUGGAGCGAGGCUCUUCUUCUCGCCGGGGCCUUCUUUACAGCGGCCGCAGCAAAGGCUAAGGCCUCCCCCUUGCCCUUCACCAUAGAUGGUAACUACGGUCUCUCUCUCUCUCUCUCUAGUUCUGUCUGUCUGUCUCUCUCUCUCUCUGAUCGAAGUUCAUUCUCCAAUGCAGUGAAGACGAUCGACCAAGGGGUGGCUUACGGCCUCAUGAUCGUGGGAUUGCUCGUCACGUAUCUCAUGCAUUGA
Molecule: messenger RNA, 258 nt
Organism: Spirodela intermedia
Lineage: Eukaryota; Viridiplantae; Streptophyta; Magnoliopsida; Alismatales; Araceae
Source: the annotation of a GenBank genome assembly